AUGAAAAAAAAAACAAGCAAAGUUUUGUUACAGGUCCAAAAAACAAGUAGAACCCAAAACAGAACAUUUUGUCUGUCAAAUUUCACAAUUACACUGGGAAUUGGAAAAUUGGUUGAAGCGGAAGUGUCACUCAGAAAAGUUUUUCCUAAGCAAUGCGAAUUUUUUGGCGUAGAUCCUUCUGUAGUUUAUAACAAAGCCUUAGUCGAAAGUUAUAAUGGUACUUUUUUUGAAGCAGCAAUUGGAGACAAAAGUGAGAUUAAAGAUGCUCUUAUUCGUACAGGUGAAUUUCCCAAGCAAUAA
Molecule: messenger RNA, 300 nt
Organism: Enterobius vermicularis (human pinworm)
Lineage: Eukaryota; Metazoa; Nematoda; Chromadorea; Rhabditida; Oxyuridae
Source: the annotation of a GenBank genome assembly